This is a messenger RNA of Pungitius pungitius (ninespine stickleback), 1820 nucleotides long. Its product is annotated as probable methyltransferase-like protein 24. NCBI's taxonomy places the organism in Eukaryota, Metazoa, Chordata, Actinopteri, Perciformes, Gasterosteidae. The record is from RefSeq and is a predicted model, not a curated record. The coding region runs from base 103 to 1242 and encodes 379 amino acids. The transcript is spliced from 5 exons.
AAGGAGGAGAAGAAGGAGACUGGGAGGAGGGGAGGAGGGGUGUUCUCAGCAGGGACUUUCCUCCAUUCCCCUACAGAAGAAGUUUGAAACACAGGAGGAAGUAUGCGGAGCUGUGCGCGGCGGUGUGGCCGCGGCAGCGUCCCCCUCCCGGGGAUACUUCUCCUAAUCCCUCCGUUUCUCCUCGCGCUCCAGCUGCUCGGCGUCGGGCCGCGGUCACCGCGAGCCACGGGGGCGCAGGGGGAGCAGGAGGUGGCCUUCUCCGUUAUCAACAUCGAGCCGGAGAGGAGCCCACGCCAACGAGGGUUCCCGUCCCGGCGUCCGGGGUUAGAGGAGGAGGAGGAGGAGGAGGUGGGGGAGGAGGGAGAGGCCGAGGAUGGGGAGAGAAGGAAGCUCGCACGAACGUAUGAGGAUGAGAACGAGAUGCACGCGCGCCAGAUAGGAUCCAGAGCACUGGAGGUGCAGCCAUGGGCGGCAGACGGGCCGUCCUUCACAGCAGAACUCAAUCGUCUCAUCACGUAUGUCACCAGGCCACAGCUGAACUGCUCCAGGGUUUUGUCUCCAGGUCAGGCUCAGGCAGCCCAGGCCCCCGCUGAUUCAACCCACUGGCUGCUGUGCGCUGAGGAAUGGCUCCUUCCAGCAGCAGAUACGCCGUGUGUUGCAUACUCCUUUAGUAUGGAUGGGUUGGACGCCGAUUUUCUCAAGACUGUUACAGGGCUGGGAUGUGAAGUCCACAGUUUUGAUCCCAGCAGCUCCCGUGCAUCUGGUGGUUACCGUGGCAACAGUUUGGCCAGCAACCAUGGUGAUGGAGGCGUGGUCAGCCAGCACAAGAUGUGGCUGGAGUGGCGAGCUCCAAGGAAGCGCAAGCCGAAUUCAAGAAGCAACCUGGGUAGUGUUUCUCAAACACUAGCAGACAUCAUGGCAUCUCUGGGACAUCACACAGUGCAUUUCCUGUAUGCAGACCUGCUAAGUGCUGAGUGGCGAGUUUUCCAGAACUGGAUCGAGUUGGGAACUCUGCAGAGUGUUCAUCAUCUGGUUGUCCAGGUUCAUCUGCAAUGGGCCGGGUUUGAGGUGGGCGGAACCAACGAGGAAGUGCUGCGCUAUUGGUUCAGUGUCCUACGGGGUCUCCAAGCUUCUGGACUCCAGCUGGUCCACAGCUCUGCAGGAGAGGGGCACAGUGUCCUGAAACAGACAGUAGAAAAUAUACACAGCUCCUACAUACUCAGUUGGGUCAACACAGGAUGACGACACAUGACUGAACUCAAGUGUACACCUAUGGUCUAACAUUUUGGACGGCCUCAAACAAGAAAGUAAAGGUUGAUUUCCAAAUAGUUGGGACCUCCUCCCAAGUCAUUUCAGGCAAACACAGUUAACAUGACGUCUCCCUCUCAUGGAGAUGUAAGGAACUGCCUUUGAGUGACUCCACUGGAAGACGAAAUACUGUUGUGACUGUCAAAGAACUUGACCCAAUAUGGAGCAGAAGGUGGGCUUUCUGAUUUAACUUGGCAACAGCGCAACGACGUAAUAAUUCUCGUUUUGAGAUAUCAACAGCUGUCUGGCAGGUGCCAACACAUUUUUAGUUUUUUUUUCAGACUUUAUCAGUGUAAUGUAUUGCAUCACAAUGCGAUCCUUUUUGGAUCGAUUCUAUUCACCUGAACUUUGAGUGUACGGCACAUUAUUUAAUGUAUUGUGUAUCACUUAUAGGCCAUAAAUGCUACAAUGUGCAAUUGUUCUUUGCAUUGAGGCUUUCAUUUUAGCAAAGCGUAUUGGUGAAAGAAACGUAUUAACAUGCUUUGUUGCCACAAUAAAAUACGUAAUAAAGC